Lactuca saligna is the source of this 915-nucleotide messenger RNA. The record is from the annotation of a GenBank genome assembly. NCBI's taxonomy places the organism in Eukaryota, Viridiplantae, Streptophyta, Magnoliopsida, Asterales, Asteraceae.
AUGCUGGCAGCUAAAAUUAUUCCCCGUCCCUCAAUCACUCAAACCCUAGCAUUCCCAAACCCUAGCAUCAAAACCUUGCAAAAACCCUCAAUUCUAUCCACUCCAUGCCUCAAAUCAUCCUCUCAAUCUGUCCUCACAGAAUCCCUAUCAACAACCCCUGCCAAUGCCCGCGUCAAAAUCCUCUCCGAAGCCCUGCCGUUCAUCCAGAAGUUCCGUGGGAAGACUGUGGUGGUGAAGUAUGGAGGGGCUGCGAUGAAAUCCGAAGCGCUUCAGAGAUCCGUGAUCACUGACCUCGUCCUCCUCUCCUGCAUCGGACUCCGUAUCGUGUUUGUCCAUGGCGGAGGACCUGAAAUCAAUCAAUGGCUCAAUCGAUUGGGCAUUAAGCCUAAUUUCCUCAACGGUCUACGUGUGACAGACGAAUCGACUAUGGAGAUUGUGUCGAUGGUUUUAGUUGGAAAGGUUAAUAAGAAUUUGGUUGCUUUGAUUAACAAAGCCGGUGCGACAGCUGUUGGAUUGUGCGGAACAGAUGGGAGGAUUUUCACUGCUAGUCCUUCUCCGAAUGCUGCUCAGUUAGAUGGGACUGGCCAGUCUUAUAAUAUAAAUGCUGAUACGGCGGCAGGGGAGCUGGCAGCAGCUUUGGGGGCUGAGAAGUUGCUUUUGUUGACUGAUGUAGCUGGGAUUCUUGAAAAUAAAGAUGAUCCUGAGAGUUUAGUGAAGGAAAUAGAUGUGAGAGGAGUGAAGAAGAUGAUGGACGAUGGGAAGAUUGCUGGUGGUAUGAUCCCAAAAGUGAAUUGCUGUAUAAAGUCACUGGCUCAAGGUGUUAAAACAGCAAGUAUUAUUGAUGGGCGACUGGAACACUCUUUGCUGUUGGAGGUUCUCACGGAUGAAGGGGCUGGAACUAUGAUUACUGGGUAA